ACGGGAUAUACGGGGCAGCCCGAGCCCGGGCGGAGUUGGGGGUUGCGGACUUGCGGAGUUUGCGGAAGCCCCGCCCAAGAGAGAAAGUCCCCGAUUCGGUCUGAGAGACGAGCAGUAACCAUUGACGAUUGACUAAAGAAAACAGUGCUAAUGCUUACGGCUUACACCAGACAAAGUCCGCACAGAGGAUGCAUCAAGGGUUCCUCUUACUCCAUUCUCUUGAUUAUAUUUCACUCUGGUAGGCCUAUUCCUUCUCCGACGUCAAGUCCGUCGACAUUCUUGGGAUCCUUUUUCCGCCUCUCCUCUUCUACCAUUCUCACUCUCACUCGCCUCUACUCUCAUCCAUCCACUCACUCAUUCUAUCUCACUUAUACAUAUAUCAUGGACUCACUCGGGUCGCUGGCUGCGCGCAAGAUGGACCGUUCAGCUGCUUCGAGACAGAAGAGCUGCAACGCCUGCGUGAGAGGGAAGCGCAAGUGCGACAAGAAGACUCCCCGCUGUACUCGCUGUGCGGCAAAGGGCCUCGACUGUGUAUAUCAGAGAUUGCCGCCAGGGGCCAACUUUCACGACGACGAUCUGUGUGCCGGUCUUGGCGCUGCUGAUAAUCUGAACGAAGUCCCUGAUUUUGAUAUGGGUUUUGAUAUCAACAACUUGGGAGCAGACUCGAGUGCCAGCGCCAGCGCCAGCACCAGCAACACCACGCCCGAUAGCCUCGACAGAGUCACCACAUCGUCGAUAGAGCUCGAUUCUCCCCUUGACUUCUCCAUCAUCGACCAUCUCAUGGCCAACGAUACAUCUCUCGGUUCCGAGCUAUGGAACAUGGGAGACUAUGGCAACAACAAGCUCAGUAUACCACCCGUGCCAGCAGGGCCUGUCGUCAUCCGCGAUGUGGCUGUUCUAGAUAGAGCAGAUGCCUGCCUGGCCGACUUCAACCCGCUGGACGUGUACGACCCUCGUACCCGCGUGGGAUACACUGUAGAGAUUAUCACCAACCUCUACCGGGACUUCGCUCGGACUCGCCGGCUGCCCUUCAUCCACCCCCGUCUCUACGGCUCCAACCUCCCAAAGACCAUGCUAGCAGCCUUCUCAGCGGCGUCAGCCUAUUCAGCGCGAACUCCCGAGAACAAAGGUUGGGUGUACAAGCUCAUCACUGACAUGGCCAAGGAGAUCCAUCGCGAGGGUGAGCGGGCCUCGACGCCGGCGGAGAAGCUGGCGCGGGUGCAAGCGCUGGUUGUUCUGGACUCUAUCCGUAUGUUCGAUGGUGACGUUACUCUGAGGGCGACGAGCGAGCGCGAGCUGUCGCAGUUUAUGGCGUGGAUGUUUGCUCUCAAGGAGGUGGAAGAGGAGUUGUCAGUGGGGGAUGAACCUGGUGCUACAACGAUGAAAGGUCCACCUCCACCAAGCUGGGAGAGUUGGCUGCUCGCCGAGAGUAUACGCCGAACCACCGUCAUGUCAUUUGCUUUUGUGUGCAUGACAAGCAUACUCAAGUCCCUUGAGCCACCCUGCGGUAUCAUGGAGGGUCCAACCUUUCAGUUCACUGCAUCGAGAUACCUCUGGGAAGCCGAUUCAUCAAUGGCCUUCUACCGUGCGUGGCAGACCAAACCACAAUACCCGGUGCGGAACCUCGACUUCAAGGGUGUCUGGUUGCAUGCUCAGCCUGAGGAUGUUGAUGAGUUCACGAAGCUAAUGCUUACUGCACAAAUGGGCCCAGAAGCUAUCGAUCAGUUCAUGAUGGGUGCUGCGUGUUGAUUCUGCGCAAGUAACGGAUGUCUCAUUUGUUUUGUAAUGGUAGUUAGGCGUCAGGGUGCUGGUAUUCACCAAGUUGUCCACGAUAUCACGGAUCAUGUUGGUUUACAAACAAAUUGUUGAGCUGGUAACUAUUCAGAAACACACAAGUGACAACCAAAUGCUACCGCAAUAAUGCUAUAUCGACAGGUGUUUGACGCUUAUUCAGACCUCAUCUUCGGUGAUCCUCCAGACCAGCCUCUCGCCACUGACUCCCUUAUUUCUCAGAAUAUCCAACGCCUUUUGGGCCCUCUCAACAGCCGAUGAACCUUCCACAACACGAUACUUAUUGGGGGUAAUGACGCCGUCUCUGAGUAGCUUUGGUACCAUCUCUGGUUGGGCCUUUUCUUUGAGAAACUCAUUCUAGUUUAUGUUAGUAUUUGGUCGCUUCAUGUGACUAAGAGUGACUUACGGAGAGGUAGAAAUGCGUUCGCACACCGCGAACUUCAACACCAUCGGCCCAUUGCCCGACCAACACCCUGGAGACGUCCAUCUCAUACUCAGGCUCUUCUUCAAGUGUGGCAUCUUUGAGAAUAACAGGGAGCAUAACGGCCACAGUGCUGCCGCGUUGAGCAAUCUUGGACAGAGGCUUUAGAGUGCCCUCUAGAGAACCAAUGCAGUCGAUGAUAUAAGGCAGUUUGGGCUCUGUUCUGUUACUGGUGUAGUGGAGAAUCUUAUCGACAACAUCUUGCUUUCGAUAGUCAAAAGUCUCGGUUGCGCCAAUGCUGCGAAGGUACUCAUGUUGUUUUUCACUUGCGACAGCGAUGAUGUUCUUGAAGCCCCAGUGCCUGAAGACCUGAACGGCAUAGAUGCCGACGCUGCUCGAGGCACCCCAGAUAAGGAUAGGGUCAUCAGCUUGCUUGGGCGUGUAACCUUCUGGGACAGGCCAUGGAAGCUCCAGCUUGAGAUCCGCAGUGGCAGUGUGAAAGACAGUCACGAGAUUCACGGAGACUGUCACCGCUUCUUGGUAAGAAAUGUUGUCUGGGAUUUUAGAAGCAAGAUAUGCAGGAAUUGUGAUGUACUCCUGGUGAUUUGCCUCCUUUCCACCAUGGAAAGCAAAGGAAACGACACGGUCUCCGACAUUCAGCCCCUUAAGGUCACCGCCAUCGCCAACAGCCACGACUUUUCCAGCGGCACCUCCACUGCCCAUUUGCUGCGGGUACUCGGAGAUGAGUAGACCGCCAUCGGCACGAUGAAGGUCGAGAGGAGUUGAAGAGGUCCAGGCAACACGAACUAGGACUUCACCAGGGGCGGGAGGAUACACAGGGACCGUCUGAAAGGCGAACGGGGUGCGUUUUGCAGGGAGGACUAUGGCUUGCUGAGUUGAGGGGAUAGAAGACAUGACGGGCUUGGUUCGGUGUAGGUGAUGAAUGGCUUGAUGAAGAGAUCGAUGUCACUCUGCAGACAUAGCAAUUCUA
Fusarium odoratissimum NRRL 54006 is the source of this 3203-nucleotide messenger RNA. RefSeq lists its product as uncharacterized. Gene Ontology annotation, molecular function: zinc ion binding; DNA-binding transcription factor activity, RNA polymerase II-specific. The record is from RefSeq and is a predicted model, not a curated record. Bases 151 to 1749 code for a protein of 532 amino acids. Gene Ontology annotation, biological process: regulation of DNA-templated transcription. NCBI's taxonomy places the organism in Eukaryota, Fungi, Ascomycota, Sordariomycetes, Hypocreales, Nectriaceae. The transcript has 4 exons.